UUCAGUUCAGUUCAGCUUUUACAGGCUCCGUUUGAAAUCUUUUUCCUAAAAUGGAGAGGUCAAUGCAUCAUUUGCACACGACACCGUUUCUGCUUUCCCCGGAGCAGCAGAGGCACACUGUGAUCACAGCACACAUCUGGAUCUUAUCGUCUUUUUAUUUUCAGUUUUGUAUUUUCAUCUGAGAGAAGAGAAAACAAGCAUAUUUCUCAGAUUCAGCAUGUUUGGAUGUCUAUUUUCUCCCUGUUAGCAUCAUCUGAAAGCAGGGGCAUCCGUCAGGAAUAAGUCUGUGUAACAGUCUGUCUGAAGAUAUUCCUGUCGAUGAUGUUUGGGAAGGUGAAGACGUGUAAUCCUGCUGAAUGUAACCUGGUGAUUCUUGGUGUGAUGGGCUGCGGGAAGUCAGCACUGACAGUAAAAUUUCUCACAAAACGCUUCAUCACUGAAUACGACCCUAACCUAGAAGACAUCUACUCAUCUGAAGAGGUGGUGGACCAGCAGCCGGUCACACUGAGAGUGAUGGACACUUGUGAACAGGAAGGUCCAGUGAACAGUGAACGUUAUCUGUCAUGGGCAAAUGUCUUCCUGGUGGUCUACAGCAUUGAUAACAUGAAGAGCUUUAAUGGCUGUCAGCUGUACCUGCAGACACUUGCCUCACACAACAAAACCUUCAGGCCACAAACUCCCAUCAUACUUCUGGGCAACAAGAAGGACAUGGACAGAUACAGGCUGGUGCGUCAGUCGGAUGGUGAGGCCUUGGCGUCUCAUUUUGGAUGUUCAUUCUUCGAGGUGUCAGCCUGUCAAGAUUUCCACUCUGUACAGCAAGUCUUCCACGAGGCAGUGAGGAGGGCGAGGAAAGGUGGUGCCUGUGGCUGCUUGGUCCCCGCCAUCUAUGCCAGCGAGGACAAAGCACUUCUGGGUGUCCCAUCCUUUACUACACCAUGUUAUAAGGAGCUGCCAGUGCCUGCCAAUGCGAAGCUGAUCACAGUGAAGACAUCCAGAGCUCAGAGCAAACGGAGAGCUUCCACUCUCACCUUACUCAAAGGGUUUAAGAUAUUUUGACACAU
Molecule: messenger RNA, 1061 nt
Organism: Pelmatolapia mariae (spotted tilapia)
Lineage: Eukaryota; Metazoa; Chordata; Actinopteri; Cichliformes; Cichlidae
Gene: rasl12
Product: RAS-like, family 12
Exons: 5
Coding region: 319-1056 (245 amino acids)
Molecular function (GO): GTPase activity; GTP binding
Source: RefSeq, a predicted model, not a curated record